Cylicocyclus nassatus is the source of this 2171-nucleotide messenger RNA. The record is from the annotation of a GenBank genome assembly. Lineage: Eukaryota; Metazoa; Nematoda; Chromadorea; Rhabditida; Strongylidae.
AAGCACUUCAUAAGGCGUAAUCAAAUGAGCUGAAUAAGGAUUGAUCUUUGGUAUCAGAUUUUUUUAGUGUUUUCUAAUAGAGCUGCUUUCUCCAUAGUCCAGCACGCUCAUGCUCAGUGUUGGUCUUCAGCUAACAUGCUUCAUGGCGAACUCGACGCGGCUGCUCGGUGCUUCCUGCCAUCGGCCACUUCGAUUAUCUCCGGUUCUACGCUGCUCGGCAUUCCAGUCAGGUUCCGAGACGAUAAUACAAAGGCACAUCGAUUGUCUGUGCUAUGAGCACCGAGGAUGAAGCUCUUUCUCCCAAAACUGAGAAGAGUUCCCCUACACCGCAGUCUUCAUGGGAUCGCAUUUAUACAACAGAGAUCUCCUCGUGUCUGUCAUACCUCAUUUUCCUUGGAUUCGCCGUUACAGCAUGCCAUGUCGUCUUAGCACCUAUCCAUGAACGAAAUUAUAACGCCUCCUUCGAGGAAACUUCUAUACUUACACCACAGGAUUAUGCAAGCACUAUUUAUACGUUAGGGCUUAUCAUCGCUAUCGGUGUUGUGACGGGUUGUGUAGCACAACUGAUAUAUCUUCCGAGCUUACUAGCCAUGCUGCUCACAGGCAUCAUUCUCAGGAACUUCUGUGAGUCCUUCAUUAACGUGUACGUAAUAAACGAAUGGAGCAUGGUUUUACGUCGGAUCGCUUUCAUAGUGAUUCUUCUUCGUGGCGGUUUAUCACUUGAUGCUAACGCCGUUCGCAGGCUCAAGGGUGCAUGUUUGCGAUUAACUGUAUUGCCAUGUACAGCUGAAAUCUGCGCAGUUGCAUUGAUCACAAAGAUGGUUUUUGGGAUGGACAUACUCUUCGGUGUAGCUUUAGGCGCUGUUUUGGGAGCUGUGUCACCUGCCGUAGUUAUCCCUGCUCUUUUGGAUGCCGGCAAAGCGGGCUACGGAGUUCGAGCUGGUGUACCAUCUGUAGUGAUUGCUGCUGCUAGUCUGGAUGACGUAUAUGCUAUCACUGUUUUUAGUCUAAUACUAUCGCUCAUUUUCCCGACAGGGGACUCACCACUUUUGACUAUUUUAAGUGCACCUGCGGAUGUUUUUGCUGGGGUUUUUUGCGAAGCUAUGGUUGGGUUCUUUUUUCACAUAGUGCCUCGAAAAACAGUGGACAAUCUUCACUUUGUUCGUCUUUCUCUUUUGUUCUCUUUUUCCCUGGCAUUUUUGUUUGGAACAGCAAGAAUUCGACUUGAUGGAGCGGGUGCUAUUGGAGUCUUGAUUGCUGCGUUUGUUGCUGGUCAUGCUUGGAAGAAAGAGGGUGAGCUUCCAGAGGAAGAUUAUCUUGCUCUUAUAUGGCAUCAUGUUUUUCAACCGCUUCUCUUUGGCCUUAUUGGCCUGGAGCUUAGUUUCGGAAUGAUUAGCUUGAAUACCAUGUUACUUGGAGUCCUAGUGUUAGCAUUCGGUCUCGUUUUUCGAUUUACUGCUUCAUUUUUCGCGGUGUUCGGUUCAACCCUCACAAUGAAAGAACGUCUUUUUGUCGCUAUCGCGUGGAUGCCAAAAGCGACAGUGCAGGCAGCGCUGGCCCCCGUUGUUUUGGAAACAGCUAGAUCUAGAGCGUCAUCAACUUCAUCUCAAAUAGAGAACGGUAUUCUAAUUUUGACCAUGGCUAUAUUGAGCAUCCUCAUUACUGCACCUAUUGGAGCUCUGGCCAUACGCUUAGCCACUCCAGUUCUCCUGAAAAAAGAUGAACCCUCUGAACAAGAUGACUAUGCUGAUGAGGUUAUGCUCGAAAUGAACUGAGUAUCUAAUCACAGUCUACGGUGCUACAACUAUUAUAUUAUAUGCUUUUAAUCAAAAUUUUCUCCUACUUUACUUAACUCCGCUGAGCUUGCAAGCGGGGCACACUUUUUUCGUCUUCCUAAUAACUUUGUUAUUUUGCAUUUUCGUUUGCAAUAUCAUCUAGUCUCUGUGAAGAUUUUUAGCAUCAAAAAAACAUGUAACCUCUCAGGGUGAUUGUUGAAGCUUUAUCACGUCUGAAACCUUGGUCUAAUUGUUUUAGUGUCACAUAGGUAGUGUUUGCAAUUUUCCGUUGUCUGUUAUAAAUGAGCUUUCUUCUUGGGGCUAUAACUGUUGACCAAAGGCUGCUGCAUGACGAAGGCGCAAUGACGAUAUUAGUUGAGCGGGCGCGAACGCGAC